AUGAAAGCUCCUUCUAAACAAAUAGUUACUUUGUGGUACUAUGUUGUCGUCGCUGCAUGUUGUAUGAUCUUUUAUGGUUACGAUGCUAGUGUCUUCUCGGCAGUGGAAACCAACAAAAAUUGGGUUGAUCAUAACGAAAAUCCAAGUGAUAAUGCUUUGGGAGGGAUCAAUACCGCUUAUACUGUCGGUGCCAUCAUUUCUGGGUGGUUCUUCUCCGGUUUGGCUGCCGAUCGCUUUGGUCGUAAAUUCCCUAUCUACAUCGGUUGUUUUUUAGUUAUUAUUGCCACUAUCAUGCAAGUUUGUCAACCAAGAGGUAUUGGCGUGUUUCUUGGCGGUAGAUUGAUUAUUGGUGUGGCCCAAGGUUUUGCCCUUCCUUCUGCUGCCAUUUACAUUUCUGAAAUUUCCGUCACCUCAAUGAGAGGUCAAACGGUUUCCAUCUUCCAAGUCUUCUAUUCUGUGGGAUCUUUUAUUUGUUUCUGGAUUAACUAUGCUUGUACUAAGCAUUCUGAAAAGCUUGGUAAUUGGGAUUGGAAAAUAGUGGUAAUCUUCCAACUUCUUGCUCCUCUCUAUAUUUUGUUUAACUUACCAUUCAUGCCAGAAACUCCUCGUUGGUUGGUUUCUAAAAAUAAAUUUGAAGAGGCUAGAGCUGCAUUGGUGAGAAUUAGACCUCCUAAUGAAGACGAAAUUGAUAUGGAAUUUCACGACAUCAGAGCCGCUAUUGAGUUCGAGCAUGCUACCUCCAAACCAACUAUUUGGAACCAAUACAAGAGUUUCUGGGUCGAUAAGUCUUUGCUUAGAAGAAUCCUCAUCUCUUUCGUGAUCAAUGGUGGCCAACAAUUAACUGGUCAAGGUUCUUUGAAUUCUUAUUCUUCCAAAAUUUAUGCCCAGGUUUUUAAAAGUCAAAAUACCAUCCAGCUCAUUAAUGCUUUGAACGCAACUUUUGGUAUUCUUUUCACCUUGAACGCUCUUUGGAUUGUCGAAAGAUUUGGUAGACGUCCUUUGCUUCUUGUUUCCGCCAUUGGUAUGGGCAUUUCAAUGUUAAUUGUUUCCUUGGUUGAGACUCAGGUUCCACCGGGUCCAGAUGGAAAACCAACUCACGCUAUCGGUAUCGUAACCGUCUUCUUGUUUUUCUUGUAUGAAUUAUUCUAUAAGCCAGGAUGGGGUGGUACUGUUUGGAUUUACACUUCAGAAAUUUUCCCUAUGGAAGUUAGAGGUAUUGCCGUUGGUAUGUCCUCGCAAUUCCAGAAUGUUGCAAAUGCUAUUGUCAAUCAAUUUUUCCCAACCUUUUUGGCCAAAAAGGGUUUCUAUGCAAUGUUUUUAUUCUUCGCUAUCAACACCUGUCUUGCCGUUUUUACCUGGUUUUUCAUCCCAGAAACAAAGGGUAAGUCUUUGGAAGAAAUCGAUACCUUAUUUGGUGGUGUCAACCAUAUCCAAAAAGGUGAUCAAUUACACAAUGGCUCUUUGCAAAAGGAAAUGGAUAAGGCUUCACUUGAAUUGAUUGAAAAAGUUUCCACUAGAGAAUCUUUAAAGAAGCCAGUUAGCCCAGAAGAAGUUUAA
This is a messenger RNA of Saccharomycopsis crataegensis, 1557 nucleotides long. Its product is annotated as sugar porter family MFS transporter. Gene Ontology annotation, cellular component: membrane. The record is from RefSeq and is a predicted model, not a curated record. The transcript has 2 exons. Gene Ontology annotation, molecular function: carbohydrate:proton symporter activity. The coding region runs from base 1 to 1557 and encodes 518 amino acids. Gene Ontology annotation, biological process: transmembrane transport; carbohydrate transport. Lineage: Eukaryota; Fungi; Ascomycota; Saccharomycetes; Ascoideales; Saccharomycopsidaceae.